Molecule: messenger RNA, 990 nt
Organism: Kluyveromyces marxianus DMKU3-1042
Lineage: Eukaryota; Fungi; Ascomycota; Saccharomycetes; Saccharomycetales; Saccharomycetaceae
Gene: SNF4
Product: AMP-activated serine/threonine-protein kinase regulatory subunit SNF4
Exons: 1
Coding region: 1-990 (329 amino acids)
Source: RefSeq, a predicted model, not a curated record
AUGCCAACAAAUAGCGGAGAAGUACAUCAUUCUGUUGAUGAACAGGCGAUUGCUAUGGAGCAGAAGCUUGCUGUUCAGUCAAUCCGUGUUUUUUUGCAGUCUAAAACGUCAUACGAUGUUCUACCGGUUUCGUAUAGGCUUAUUGUUUUAGAUACGUCGUUACUGGUGAAGAAGUCGUUGAACAUACUCUUGCAGAACAAUGUUGUUUCUGCUCCUUUGUGGGAUGCACAAACAUCUAGGUUUGCUGGGCUUUUGACUAGUUUGGAUUUCAUUAACGUGAUCCAGUAUUACUUCCAUAACCCCGACAAGUUUGAACUGGUGGAUAAGUUGCAGUUAAAUGGGCUUAAGGACAUUGAGCGGGCGAUUGGGGUGCAGCCUUACGACACGCGAUCAAUCCAUCCGUUCAAGCCUUUGUAUGAUGCUUGUGUGCAGAUGAUAGAGUCGCGUUCGCGAAGAAUUCCGUUGAUCGACCAGGAUGAGGAGACGCAUAGAGAGAUCGUUGUUAGCGUGCUCACGCAGUAUCGUAUCUUGAAGUUUGUGGCCCUCAAUUGUAAGGAAAUACGGUACUUGAAGAGGCCAUUGCGUGACUUGAACAUUAUAUCCAGAAAUAACAUCAUGAGCUGUCAAAUGAGUACACCAGUAAUAGACGUGAUCCAGCUUUUGACUCUGGCUGGCGGUGUGUCCAGUGUUCCUAUUGUGGACGAAAAGGGCAAGUUGAUUAAUGUGUACGAGGCUGUCGAUGUUCUCGGGCUCAUUAAAGGUGGUAUAUACAACGAUUUGUCUCUCUCUGUCGGAGAAGCUCUGAUGAGAAGAAGUGACGACUUUGAAGGUGUCUUCACAUGCACAGAAAACGAUAAACUCUCGUCCAUUCUAGAUUCAGUGAGGAAAUCGCGCGUGCAUAGAUUCUUCGUCGUCGAUUCGGAAGGGUUCCUUACCGGUGUGCUAACGUUAAGUGAUAUCCUUAAGUACAUUCUAUUCGCCGAAGCAUGA